Molecule: messenger RNA, 1277 nt
Organism: Aspergillus candidus
Lineage: Eukaryota; Fungi; Ascomycota; Eurotiomycetes; Eurotiales; Aspergillaceae
Gene: yaf9
Product: YEATS domain-containing protein YAF9
Exons: 3
Coding region: 58-819 (253 amino acids)
Biological process (GO): regulation of DNA-templated transcription
Source: RefSeq, a predicted model, not a curated record
CUGGCAUUCAACCACCGACAUCAGGUACAGAGAACACGGAUAUCAGAGAUUUCCAACAUGCCUUCCGCGGCAGGUACGAAACGGGUUCGCGGAACCUCAAUCUUUCGACCAUUCAUCUUCGGCAGCGAGGCCCAACCCUUCGAUCCCGCAAAGAAACCGUCGAACGUCCCCGCAGACCACACGCACCAGUGGCGCGUAUUUGUGAAAGGCGUCAACGGCGAAGACAUCUCCUACUGGCUGAAGAAAGUGCAAUUUAAGUUACACGAGACCUACGCGCAGAACGUGCGGACAGUCGAGCAGCCGCCCUUCGAAGUGACGGAAACCGGGUGGGGUGAAUUCGAGAUCCAGAUCAAACUGUACUUUGUGCCGGAGUCGACCGAGAAACCGCAGACACUAUGGCACAGCCUGAAGCUGCAUCCGUACGGGCCUGACGCAGAGGCCCGCAAGGAGCGCCGUGAUGUCGUCAUCAGCCAGAACUACGAGGAGGUCGUUUUCAACGAGCCCGUCGAGCAGUUUUACGAUCUCCUGACGGGGGGGCCGGCCUCGGCGCAGCCGCAGAAGGGCAAGAGCGGGAAAAAUACCAAGCAAGCGCAGCAGCCACAGCGCGGGGGACGCACGGCCGAGAUUCCACUGCACGAGACCAAUGACAAUCCCUACAGCAGGGAUACGGAGCGCAAGGAGAUGGAUCGGCUGGGGGACGCCACUCGCACGGUCGAGCAGAUGAUCAAGGAGGAGAAGCAGCGGUUGGUUGAGCGCGAAAAGAAGCUAGCUGAGCUACGCGAAAGCGAGGGCGUUCCGGCCAACACGAAGAAGAGAUAGUGGCUACCCCGGACGCCCUUGUUGCGUAUUUCCGACUGUCACAAACUCAAAUGCGCGCUUCUCUCCCCUCCCCCCUCCUCCCGACUGUUGCCAUACAUACCCGUGCCACCUACCUAUUAUCGGCACACUCCAACCCCAAGGGACAUUCGUUCCCUGAAACCCAGCGCGCAAGAUGCGUGGGCAUUCCACAUACUACUACAAGCGCUGAGAAGCCGGUCUUCCCCGCAGCCACGAGAACAUCAGCUCCAUGCAGCUUGUGCUUCUCCCAUGAUAUCAAUGCUCUGGGAACUUUCUAAAACCGUUCCACGCAAGGAGCGCGAGAAUCGAUCAGCUGCCAUGCCCUCUGUGGCGCCGAUGCCUAUCAACAAAUACGAUCCACAAAUACGAUUGUCUUAACUCAUGACAUGUCUUCAUAGUUUCGUUAAAAAACUUAGAAUACAAAGUUACAUAUAUCAUCU